This is a messenger RNA of Zalophus californianus (California sea lion), 1566 nucleotides long. RefSeq names its product paraspeckle component 1-like. The record is from RefSeq and is a predicted model, not a curated record. Gene Ontology annotation, biological process: regulation of DNA-templated transcription. Gene Ontology annotation, molecular function: RNA binding. NCBI's taxonomy places the organism in Eukaryota, Metazoa, Chordata, Mammalia, Carnivora, Otariidae. Gene Ontology annotation, cellular component: nucleus.
AUGAUGUUAAGAGGAAACCUGAAGCAAGUACGCAUUGAGAAAAACCCGGCCCGCCUUCGAGCUCUUGAGUCCGCGGCAGGCGAGAGCGAGCCGGCGGCCACCAUGGCCCUAGCGCUGGCGGGGGAGCCGGCGCCACCUGCCCCCGUGCCCCCGGAGGACCACCCCGAUGAAGAGAUGGGAUUCACCAUUGACAUCAAGAGCUUCCUCAAGCCGGGCGAAAAGACGUACACGCAACGCUGUCGCCUCUUCGUGGGGAACCUGCCCACAGACAUCACGGAGGAGGACUUCAAGAGGCUCUUCGAGCGCUACGGCGACCCCAGCGAGGUCUUCAUCAAUCGGGACCGUGGCUUUGGCUUCAUCCGUUUGGAAUCCAGAACACUGGCUGAAAUUGCAAAAGCAGAGCUGGAUGGCACCAUUUUGAAGAGCAGACCUCUCCAAAUUCGUUUUGCUACACAUGGAGCAGCCCUAACUGUCAAGAACCUUUCACCGGUUGUUUCCAGUGAGCUGCUAGAGCAAGCAUUUUCCCAGUUUGGUCCUUUAGAGAAAGCCGUUGUGGCUGUGGAUGAUCAUGGUAGAGCUACAGGAAAAGGUUUUGUAGAAUUUGCGGCAAAACCUCCUGCACGAAAGGCUCUGGAAAGAUGUGGUGAUGGGGCAUUCUUGCUAACAACGACCCCUCGUCCAGUCAUUGUGGAGCCUAUGGAGCAGUUUGAUGAUGAAGAUGGCUUGCCGGAGAAACUAAUGCAGAAAACCCAACAAUAUCAUAAGGAAAGAGAACAGCCGCCACGUUUUGCUCAGCCUGGGACCUUUGAAUUUGAGUAUGCAUCUCGAUGGAAGGCUCUUGACGAAAUGGAAAAGCAGCAGCGUGAGCAGGUUGAUAGAAACAUCAAAGAAGCCAAAGAGAAACUGGAAGCAGAAAUGGAAGCAGCUAGGCAUGAACACCAAUUAAUGUUAAUGAGGCAAGAUCUCAUGAGGCAUCAAGAAGAACUCAGACGCUUGGAAGAACUCAGAAACCAAGAAUUACAAAAACGGAAGCAAAUACAACUGAGACAUGAGGAAGAGCAUUGACGCCGUGAGGAAGAAAUGAUCCGACACAGAGAACAGGAGGAACUGAGGCGACAGCAAGAGGGCUUUAAGCCAAACUAUAUGGAAAAUAGAGAACAGGAAAUGAGAAUGGGUGAUAUGGGUCCCCGUGGAGCAAUAAACACGGGAGAUGCAUUUAGCCCAGCACCCGCUGGUAACCAAGGUCCUCCUCCAAUGAUGGGUAUGGAUAUGAACAACAGAGGAACUAUACCUGGCCCACCAAUGGGCCCUGGUCCUGCCAGGGGACCAGAAGGAGCUGCAAAUAUGGGAACUCCAAUGAUGCCAGAUAAUGGAGCAGUGCACAAUGAUAGAUUUCCUCAAGGACCAUCAUCUCAGAUGGGAUCACCUAUGGGGAGUAGAACAGGUUCUGACACCCCUCAAGCACCAAUGAGUGGUGUAGGUCCUGUUAGUGGUGGUCCUGGUGGUUUUGGUAGAGGAAGCCAAGGGGGCAACUUUGAAGGCCCUAAUAAGCAUCGUAGAUAUUAA